Bicyclus anynana (squinting bush brown) is the source of this 3124-nucleotide messenger RNA. RefSeq lists its product as uncharacterized. The record is from RefSeq and is a predicted model, not a curated record. The coding region runs from base 174 to 767 and encodes 197 amino acids. The transcript has 2 exons. NCBI's taxonomy places the organism in Eukaryota, Metazoa, Arthropoda, Insecta, Lepidoptera, Nymphalidae.
GAACAGCCGCGCUAGCCGCUUAGUUUCAGAAAGUCCGCAGCUUUAGCGUCGGACGCACGCGGGUACUGCAACGCGAUCGAGUUGUGUGCAUACGUUACAUAUUAGAAUUUUUAAACGAGUGAUUUUUUCCCGCACUAUAAGGUUUUUGCUGGCAGGUCGUCGGACAACCAACGAUGCAGAACUUCAUAAGAUCGGCAACCCUGCUGCUCGCUGCAGCAGCCGUAUGCGCCGCGCCCGCAUCCUCGCCCGACGAGAACCAAACCUUGGACAGGAAAGAGCCGACCACGCACGAGCUACUGAGCUCUCUCGGCCUCAAGAAGCUGAGAAUACCCGCCGCCCACCACAGGAAACGCUUAGCCGAGCAAGGCAGACGACACACGACCGGCGAUUCGAGAAUGUACGUGAUAAAGCUGCCGCCUAACAUGAACUAUUACAGUCAUCCUGACCCCGCCCCUGCCGCGGCUAGAACGCUGCCUCUACAGAUGAGAAGCAACGGCAAACCAGCCCGAGUCUACCACUGGAACCUCCCAGUCAUACAGAAGCUAGCGAAGAACCGCCCCCAAGCUAGAUUCGACGACGACGUUGUCAACGUUGAAAGCACCCCGACGUGGCCGAAACAUCCGAACUCCAUCGACGCAUUGGCGUACUACGUGCCCUCCAAAAAGUCCUCGUUCAGAAAAUAUUUCUCCGGCAACGGCAAACCGAAGUCGUUUUACGUGAUCGAAAAGGAUAAGAGUUCCGCUGAGUACCACAGAUUAUUGCCGUAAUUUUUGUUAUCUGUUGUAAUUUUAUUUUUUCUUCAAUAACGAACGAUGUUUUAAAAAAUCAGAUCAUUGAUUUUCGAUUUUGUAAUAUUUGUAUUGAAUAAGAUCUCGUUUAGUCUACAUAUAGUGAUAUAAAUCACACAGCUGUUAGUUUUCUGUACUUACACAUUCAUAAUAAAAACUUUUUUUGAGAAUUAGUAAUGUAAAGCUCCUGUUCACAUAACAUAAUAUUUAAUUUGUUAAAAAAUAGUGACCAUUUCUAUUGCAUUCACAAAAUGUACCUAUACUUACAGCCAGUUUCUAAUUGUAAAGCUAAAGUAACAGUAAAAGUAGUAAGUAGUAAAGAAGACUUUAUUUUUUAGUGAAUAAGACCGUAACUUUUGAUUUACGACGUUACUUUGACUGUUACUUGCGAUGAAGAAACUGGCCGUUACUAAGUAAUAUAUGUAUGAGGCUGUCCUAACCCUCUAACAAAAAGUGUUUUAAGUAUAGAACAGUCUCAAAUCCAUAAUUAUGAUCUUGAAUGUGUCCUUUCUAUUAAACUCACUUCAGUCGUACGUCAUACACAAUUGUAGAACAAACAUAGAUAGUGCUUCGAAUCGAAAUAGAAAAAUAUUCAUGUUUAAAGAAAAGGCCAAUAUUCUGUAUUUCUUUUGUAUAAAAAAUAAUAGUCUGUAAUUAAUUAUUAUUAUUUUACUUCAUUUCAGUAGGUACAAGUACAUACAUACAUUUUAUUUCAGAUUUACAUAAUUGUAAGUUAUGAAUCCAAUUAUUCAUCAUGUAAAAAAAUAUUUGGGAUUGAUUUGAUUAUUUUUAAUGAAGAUUUAAUGAAGUUUAGAAUUUGAAAAAAAUAUUUGAUAUUUUGUGAUUAUUUUUCAAGUUUAGAUUUCAGAAUCAGACAUACUAAACAUAAUUAUUAAUGAAUUUAAAUAUCUUUAAUUCACUUUUCUGAAAAAUUUCUAAAUAUUAGUCAAUUCAGUAAAUGUAUAUUACCUUGCGGGUGUGGCGUGUGGAUGACAUUAAAGUGAAAAAUUAAUAAAGGUGAAUUAUUUAUUUGUGUCGUUAAAAAUAUAAAUUGAUAUGAGCAAAAAUCAGACACAUUUUUAACCAUGACUAUGUUUAUGAGACUUGCUUAUAAUUCAACAGUGUAUCUUUAUUGCACCACCUUAUCCCAAUAACUGAUAAAAUAAGUAAUAAAUAAUUUCAUUAAAGUAUUCAUAAUAAUUACUAAUAUUUUUUUACUUACAUAAUAUAAUACUGUUCCAUGCUUUAAGUAGGUAGGUAUAUAAAUACAUAAUACUAUACAUAACUGGACGUAUACUUUUAUUUUUUUAAAUAUGUGUCUAAUAAUAAGUAUUAAGUUCCGAGAGGUUAUAGGUAGUUUUUAAUGUUUAAGGCUGAAUAUUUGUUAUCAUAUUAUAUAAUGCCGAUUUGGUUAAUUAUUAUUAGAAUGUUUCACCUUCAAGAAUUCGUUUCGCUCUAAAUUACCUUCAACCUCUCGAGCCAUUAUAGAGUAUCAACUCCUGUAAAUAAAUGCUAUGCUUAAGUACUAAGGUUAAGUAAUCGAUAGGUGCUUAGAUAUUUUAUUAAGACUGCAUCACGAAUUUAAAUUAUUAUGUAGAGUUAAGAACAUGAUGCUACAAAUAGAAUAAUAUUCCAUGUAUACUUCCAAAAUAGAGACAAAUUGUUGUACUUUUGAAACUAUAAGUACUUACCUAAACAAAACCUAAGAUAGGCCUAAAGAUUUUAUUCUAUUAGAUAUGCCUUUAACGCGUCGAAACUGAGGCGAACAAAAGUGGCUAAUUGUCCUAAUUUCAUUUAGUCACGUAGUUAACAACGAAAGUUAUUCAGACAAAUAUUACCUAAAUAUUGUCUACAAUGACGAGUUGUAUGUUCAGGAAGUAUAAAAACUAAAUAUAUUAUAAAGAAAGUAAACACAAAAUAGGUAAAUGAGUGCGCUCAGUGGAGUAGCUAAAUUCGGAUCACUUUUCGCAGUGAUUUUGUCAGCACGUAACACAUCUAUUGCAUAAAAUAUCACUGAUUGUAGGUAUAAUUUGGGUAUCAUGUCUCUAUUUUGGAAUAUUGAGGCUCUGAAAUGCAUUUACUUAACUGGUCAAGUUAUUGUUUAUAAAUUUACUUGUACCUAUUAGAUUUUUAUUAAAAGCUUUAUAUAACGUAUCUAACCUUUAUCAGAUCCUUUAGCAGAGGACAACUGAGGCAGCGGAUCGAAAAAGUCAGUGUAUUCGUACUUUUAUAUAAUUAGUCGUAGGUAUUUUGUAAUUUGUUUAAGUGAUUUUAUACAAUAAUAAAAUGUAUUUGUACAACAAUUUAAUAAAAAUAUAAAUGUACCUACACCAUCA